Messenger RNA from Magnusiomyces paraingens, 1308 nucleotides. RefSeq lists its product as uncharacterized. Gene Ontology annotation, cellular component: chromosome, centromeric region; nucleus. The transcript has a single exon. Gene Ontology annotation, biological process: protein localization to kinetochore; mitotic sister chromatid segregation; kinetochore assembly. The coding region runs from base 1 to 1308 and encodes 435 amino acids. The record is from RefSeq and is a predicted model, not a curated record. Lineage: Eukaryota; Fungi; Ascomycota; Dipodascomycetes; Dipodascales; Dipodascaceae.
AUGACUGAAAACCCAUUCAUUCGUAGUGCGGCAAUCCUGACUGAACAUCUAGGAUACGUGCCGAUUGCGCUGGUGGACGACGUUAUUAACGCUGCAAAUGAGAUUUUAUAUAAAUGCACAGCAGCCUUGGACCAGUUUCUAGCAAGCAGAUACCCCACUGGGCAUUUACGCGUCGAAGAAAGUGACCGUGCGCGUCUACUCAAACGCAGACGACUUAACAACAGUAAUUUUUCUUCACCAUCUCAAUCACGAGAUUUAUCGUCUUCUGAAAUUGAGGUUCGUGACGCGUUGGACGACGAAGAAAAUGGAGAAAUUGACAUUGCGGCGGAAAUGGAGCUAGGAACAGCCAAAUUCGAAACAUUGUUUGAAAGUAUAGUCGAUAAAUGUUUUGACAAGUACGAACUAUACUUGCUGCGAAAUUUACUUAUAAUUCCAGGAGAACUCAUUGAAGGCGGCUGGAUCCGUCUGGCCCACCACCGUGGCAUUGAUUUUACAUUACCCCCACUUGUUCAAACACAACAAAAGCAAGCCAUAGUCAAACCACGGGCUGCAACAACGCGUGGAAGUACCACAGUUGAAAUUGAAGACACCCCUAAUGUUGAAAAUAUACCCGAGCCUUCACCUCUACUGAAGGCUUCCAAAGGUCCCCAAUUACCUUCUUCCUUUUCUUCUUCUUCUUCUUCUUCUUCUUCGUCUCCAAAUAAAUCCUCGGUAGAAACAUCUUCCUCAGACACUGCGCUGGCCGCAAAUUCGUCUGAAGAAACGUCACUGGACUCAUCUGGACUUGGUGUUGAAAACGAUGCAGAUGCGCUGUACUCGCAAAUAGCAGAUCUACAGCGCCAACUUAUUUUUGAACACACGUUAUCGCGUCUCAUUGCUGUGCAGAAUGCACGCACGUCUACCCUAAUUUCUGAGGUUCUGGAGCCUACAAAAGCGCGGUGCCGUGCAGUGUUAGAGUUUAAAGCUGACCUGGGAAAUGAAAGUUUUGCAGAAACGCAAGAUGGUAGCAACGGUGACAUGAGUGGGCUGACAACUGAAGAAGUAGCAGCAGCAUAUCGGGAGAUUUUACCGCUGGAAGAUACGGUUGCAUUUUUAGGAGAGCGCGUGCGCGCGUUGCUGGCCGACACUGCGCGUGCUCAAACAUUGUUGCACGAAAAUGGUGGGACUCAAGAUGAUGAUGGUGAGGAGGAGGUGUCAUCGCCGCCGGAGCAUUUUUCAGUGAAUCAGAGUCUUGCCAAGUACGAGGCAGCGUUAUUUAUUGACACGUUUGUGCAAAAAGUCGUUCAGGAAACGGGGUUAUCCAAGUAA